UUGUGGUGUACAUAAUUCACCAUACUGUGUUAUUGACAUGUUUUCGUUCUGUGUUAUAGGGCCACUGUCUCUUUAAGAAUCACGUGACUUCUGUGUUGAUAUGCUGGUCGGUGCGAUGUUUGAAUUUAACGCUUUUUAUAUUUUAACGCUUUUUAUAUGACAAAAUGAACGACCCGCUGUUGCUUGUCGAGGUGAGAAAUUGCCUCUUCCCUUAUUUUAUCGCUAUUUAUACAGUCUAUAGACAGAACGUGUUACCUGGCAAAAUUUGUAGACGUGUUUAAAAACAUAACGUCUUACCUGGGCGACUGUCGCAUUGGUGCGUGCGCAUGCGUGUGUUCUUACCUGCGCGUGUACCGAUGGUGGAGCCGUUAAACGUCUUUACUUGUUCAUGUGCGUGUGUGUGUGCACGCGCGUACAUAAAAUUCCCCUCCUUUUGCUUCAUAGUUACCAUACCGAAACUUUACCAAAUAAAGUCAGUUAAAAGCGAUCCUGAUUCGAGUACCUUUUCUUAAAGAACGAUAUCGUGAUAUAUCGCCUAUGCUUAUGUCUUGGGAAAAUAUAGGGAAGUGGUAAUGACUGACAUGCUCAAAGUCUUUGUUUGAGAGCUACAUUAUAUACAAAAUCAUUCCUCUCCACAUUAUUCAUUUUAUAUCUGCCCACUAUGUCUGACAGCCAAACUAAUACGAUACGAUUGUGAUUGAAAAUGGUCAUAUUCUGUGAAUCCGUAUAUUUUAGGAUGUGUUUCCUCCCCCCAUCACUCCCUCUUUUGUUGGUAUGUGUCUGUGAGAGAGUGACAGAGACACAAAGAGAGACACAUACCAACCUCUCAGUGGCCGUCUCCUGCCUGUUUCCCCUCACCAUGUGGCUCCAGGAUGUGUUUGUGGGUCUCAACCUCAGUGGGGUACUGCUCCUCACCUUCAUUACUCUACUGAUGAUGGAUCUACUGAAGAACAGAAACCCCCCCAACUAUCCUCCAGGACCUCUAGCUCUCCCGUUGGUGGGCAACGUUUUCAACAUUGACCCCAGGCAACCUCACAUUUACCUAACCAAGAUGGCCGUUGUUCAUGGGAAUGUGUUCAGCAUGCGUCUGGGGAGAGACAAGACAGUGUUUGUGUCCGGGUACAAGAUGGUGAAGGAAGCCAUCGUGACGCAGGCAGACAUCUUUGUGGAUCGACCCUACAGCCCUAUGGCUACCAGGUUGUACUCAGAGAACAUAGGGGGGUUCUUCUUCAGCAAUGGGCCACUGUGGAAGAGGCAGCGGCGGUUUGCCAUCGCCACGCUACGCAGCCUGGGACUGGGGAGGAGCUGCCUGGAGGACAGCAUCUGUGAAGAGAGCCAUCACCUGCAGCUGGAGAUGGAGGGCAUGAGAGGUGAGCCAUUUAACCCGGCGCAAUUGUUCAACAAUGCCGUGGCCAACAUCAUAUGCCAGAUGGUGUUUGGAAGACGUUUCGAGUACGACGACAAGAACUUCCAGACCAUGCUGAAGAACUUGAUUGAACUGGCCCAUCUGGAAGGUUCUAUCUGGGCUCACUUGUACGAUGCCUUCCCUACCCUGAUGAAGCACCUACCUGGCCGCCACAAUGAGAUCUUCAGCAACUUCCGAUCCCUGGAAACUCUUAUCCGUGGAGAGCUGGAGAGACACAAGCUGGACAUGGACCCCAGCAACCCCCGGGACUACAUGGACGCUUUCCUCAUCGAGAUGAAGAAGCACAGAGAAGCCCCUGAGCUGGGUUUUGAUGAAGACAAUCUUGUUCUGUGUUGUCUGGACCUCUUCCUGGCUGGAAGUGAGACUACAUCCAAGACUCUGCAGUGGGCCCUCAUUUACCUGAUAAACAACCCACAUAUUCAGGAAAAAGUCCAGUUGGAGAUAGACACAAUGGUCGGACCGGCCCGAAAGCCCAGCAUGGCAGACAGACCCAGCAUGCCGUACACAGACGCCGUCAUCCACGAGAUCCAGAGGAUGGGGAACAUUGUCCCACUCAACGGGCUCAGAAGGGCUUCCAAGGACACAACUCUUGCGGGAUACUUCAUACCAAAGGGGACAACUUUGAUGCCCAUCCUGACGUCUGUGCUGUUUGAUAAGACUGAAUGGGAGACACCAGAAAUUUUCAACCCUGCACACUUUCUGGAUGCGGACGGAAAGCUUGUGCGGAGGGACGCAUUCCUGCCUUUCUCUGCAGGUAAACGUGCUUGUCUCGGGGAGAGCCUGGCCAGAAUGGAACUCUUCUUGUUUUUCGUGAAUUUGAUGCAGAAGUUCAGCUUCUCAACACCGGAAGGUGUGGAGCUGAGCACGGAAGGAAUCAUCGGAGCCACACGCUCACCCCAUCCGUUCAAGAUAUAUGCCAUGCCCCGCUAAGCUUGUGCAUAAUAACCAACGGACCGGUAGACCAAUACCAAUGGACUUGCUAAGUCUUUACAACUUUGUUCUAUGACGAUGCUUCUGUGAAUAGGGUCUUUACUCCCUUUAAACUCAAACUAACACAAGUAUAUUUAUUAAACCCCUUGCUUUACCAGAGUAUGUGUAAGUAGCAAAGUCAAUUCCAUUUCAAGUUUUCCAGAGAACCAAGCACCAUCAAACUGCGGUAUUUCUUCAGCAAUGCUUGUGCAAUACACUUUGUUUUUCACUUUUAUGGUGCAUUGUAUAAAAAAAAUAAAAAGUUAGGCAACCCACUGUCAAUAUA
Messenger RNA from Gadus morhua (Atlantic cod), 2681 nucleotides. Its product is annotated as cytochrome P450 2J2. Gene Ontology annotation, cellular component: cytoplasm; intracellular membrane-bounded organelle. Gene Ontology annotation, molecular function: iron ion binding; oxidoreductase activity, acting on paired donors, with incorporation or reduction of molecular oxygen, reduced flavin or flavoprotein as one donor, and incorporation of one atom of oxygen; heme binding. Gene Ontology annotation, biological process: xenobiotic metabolic process. Bases 704 to 2356 code for a protein of 550 amino acids. The transcript is spliced from 9 exons. The record is from RefSeq and is a predicted model, not a curated record. Lineage: Eukaryota; Metazoa; Chordata; Actinopteri; Gadiformes; Gadidae.